Didymodactylos carnosus is the source of this 1617-nucleotide messenger RNA. The record is from the annotation of a GenBank genome assembly. NCBI's taxonomy places the organism in Eukaryota, Metazoa, Rotifera, Eurotatoria, Philodinida, Philodinidae.
AUGAGACUUCAUCCGUCCACAUGCUAUCCUCAAUUUCCAAGCACAACCAGCACACAAAAUCGUCUUCUCAGUCGAAUUUCUCCUUUAAAACGUUAUCAAACUUCUUCCAUUUGUUUUAUUGGUUGUAAUCCGAUAACAUAUUCUACUAUAUCAUGUCUACUAUCACAAAAGUGUCUCAUCCAUAGUAUAAAACUAUUUGACAUACACGGGAUUAAACAAGCAAAAUUACAAAUAUUUGAUCUUCAAGUAGUUGCAAUAUUAAAUAAAUUAGAUGUCAAAAUUCAGUAUUCACAUUCGUACUAUGAAACAAAAAAUAGUACACUUGUCAUCAUUAAUGUACAACAUAAUCGAUUAGCUAAUGAAUCGAUAAUGAAAUGGACACAAAUUAAUGCCUAUUUAAUAGAAACUGUUGUUUUAGAAAUAUGUAAAUAUUCUCCUAACUGUUCACUAUUAAUCGUUACACAACCGAAUGAAUUGAUGACUUAUUUUGCAUGGAAAGUAAGUGGAUUUUCAUCAGAUCGUGUCAUAGGUGUAGGUGCUGCGGUGGAAACCGCUCAUCUGUAUCAAAUAUUGUCUCAAUCGUUAUUAAUGACAGGCAAAAUGAACGGAGUGUUAUACAUUGGCGAUAAUAGACAUCUAAAUGAGUGUGGAAAUAUUUUAUCAGAUGAUGUCAAUAUAAAUGGUAUAAUAUAUAAUGAUUUGAAAAAAAAUGUUGUACCCAGUUUAAAUAAGAAAAUUAAAACAAAGGCAACUGUACAAGAUGGUAUCCGAUCAGCAAAAUUUGUCUCUGAAAACGAAAUGGCUGUGAAAAGAAAAAGAAUAGAUCGACAAACACCCUCAACCAGACCUAGAAGAUUAGUAAAAUCAAUAUUUAGAGCAAAUGAAAAUACCAUGAACGAAGAAGAAAAGGAUAAUCGAGAGAAAAAAGACAGACAAAAUUAUUUGAAAAACAAUGAGAAGAAAAGUGAUCUAAGUUUACUAUUUGAAAAAGAUAAUAAUAUAUAUUUGAAUACAAGACGACAACCAUCUGUCAUUGAUGAUAUAUCUUUGAGAGAAGCAAAAUCAGUGAAAUAUUUCAAUACGAAAGAAAAUAAGAAUCAAACUUCAUCUUUAACAUCACUGUUAUUGUCUAAUGAUUUAACAAAUAUUGUGAAGAAAAUAUAUCGCUAUAAAACUCAUUCAAACUGGACACAAUCGUUUAUUAUAGCUAAAUUAUGUCGUGCAAUUCUAGAAGGAAAACAAUUUCAAUCAAAUUUAGCUGUGAAUAUUUAUUCGUUAUAUUCACAAAAUCAGAAUGAGAAUAUAUUUCUUAAUUAUCCAGUUACCAUUGCGUAUACAAUAGAAAAUAUGAUACCACUUUACAGUGGUAUCAAAACAAUCAACGAUAAAUUAUUGAGACAAUAUAAAAAACUUCAAAUGAGUAUAGAAUUGAAAUCCAUGGAAAAUAUAAAUCGAAACCAACCAAAAGUUCAACUUGUUUAUGCUCUCAGUAAAGAGCGACCAACAAUGAUAAUCAACAAUAGUCAAAAAUCUCACCAAAAAAUAUUAGAAUCAACACAAACACCGAACAUUACUCAACAGCAAAUAGAUGAGAAAGAGGAUGAAUAUGCAGACUAA